Anopheles cruzii is the source of this 4128-nucleotide messenger RNA. RefSeq names its product pyruvate carboxylase, mitochondrial (gene PCB). Bases 203 to 3793 code for a protein of 1196 amino acids. Gene Ontology annotation, molecular function: pyruvate carboxylase activity; metal ion binding; ATP binding. Lineage: Eukaryota; Metazoa; Arthropoda; Insecta; Diptera; Culicidae. Gene Ontology annotation, biological process: pyruvate metabolic process; gluconeogenesis. The record is from RefSeq and is a predicted model, not a curated record. The transcript is spliced from 8 exons. Gene Ontology annotation, cellular component: cytoplasm.
UUUUCGAGCCAGUGAGUGCGAGUAUACGUGUCUCCGUGGUUUGUGGUUCGUUUAAAAUCCCAAGAAAAUUCGUGUUUCCGUUCCUGUCGUUUUACGUCAACAACGUCUUACCACCAGACCACGUAAAACAGGAAUGAUAGUUAUUUAACCUACACUCUUUGAAGCAUUUAUUUCGACCAUCAAUUAGAAGGAAAAAAACACAAUGCAGCUCUUCAGUGCGCAGCUCGCCUUGGCAGGAUUACGGCGCACGAGCCAGGCCCGCCUGUGGGCGACGAGCAAAUAUGCUUACUCCAGCCAGGUCGAGUACAAGCCCAUACGGUCCGUGCUGGUUGCCAACCGUGGAGAGAUCGCCAUCCGUGUGUUCCGUGCCUGUACAGAAUUGGGCAUUCGGUCGGUCGCCGUGUACUCGGAGCAAGACAAGAUGCAUAUGCACCGACAGAAGGCGGACGAAUCGUACAUGGUCGGAAAAGGGUUGGCCCCGGUGGAAGCCUACUUGAACAUUCCGGAAAUUAUAAGAGUAUGUAAGGAAAACGACGUCGAUGCUGUACACCCUGGUUAUGGAUUCCUGUCGGAACGGUCAGACUUUGCCCAAGCGGUCAUUGAUGCCGGAUUACGUUUCAUUGGGCCUACACCAAAGGUCGUGCAACAGAUGGGGGAUAAAGUGGCCGCUCGUCAGGCGGCCAUCGCAGCCGGUGUACCUAUCGUGCCCGGAACCGAUGGUCCGGUGACUACGAAAGAGGAAGCAGUGGAGUUCUGUCGCAAGCACGGUCUCCCGGUUAUCUUUAAGGCGGCCUAUGGUGGUGGUGGCCGCGGAAUGCGUGUCGUGCGCAAGAUGGACGAAGUGGAGGACAACUUUAUGCGCGCCAGUUCCGAGGCGAAGGCAGCAUUUGGAAAUGGCGCAAUGUUUAUAGAGAAAUUUAUCGAACGUCCACGCCACAUCGAGGUGCAGCUUCUGGGCGACAAAGCCGGCAACGUGGUGCACCUGUACGAGCGAGAUUGUUCCGUGCAGCGUCGCCACCAAAAGGUGGUCGAGAUUGCUCCUGCCCCUCGGUUGGCGGUCGAAGUACGCGACAAAAUGACCGAGUACGCCGUGCGUCUGGCACGCCAUGUUGGCUAUGAGAACGCCGGCACCGUGGAGUUCCUGGCAGACGAAACGGGUAACUUUUAUUUCAUCGAAGUAAACGCACGACUGCAGGUGGAGCACACCGUGACGGAAGAAAUCACCGGCAUCGAUCUGGUGCAAUCACAAAUACGCGUCGCGGAAGGUAUGACCCUGCCGGAGCUGGGUUACACGCAGGAGAACAUCAGACCACAGGGCUACGCUAUUCAGUGCCGCGUUACGACGGAAGAUCCGGCGAAUGACUUCCAGCCAAACACCGGACGCCUCGAAGUGUUCCGCUCCGGUGAGGGCAUGGGCAUUCGUUUGGACAGUGCGUCGGCGUAUGCCGGUGCGAUCAUUUCCCCGUACUACGACUCUUUGCUGGUGAAGGUGAUAUCGCAUGCAUCCGAUUUGCAAUCGUCAGCGUCGAAGAUGAAUCGCGCGUUGCGCGAAUUCCGUAUCCGGGGUGUGAAAACCAAUAUCCCGUUUCUGCUGAAUGUGCUAGAGAACCAGAAAUUCCUCAACGGAGUGCUGGACACGUACUUUAUCGACGAGCAUCCGCAGCUGUUCCGAUUCGCGAAAACGAAAAACCGUGCACAAAAGCUACUCAACUACCUCGGCGAAGUGCUGGUGAAUGGUCCAACCACACCGCUCGCCACGAAACUGAAACCUGCCGAAGUUAAUCCCCAUGUCCCGCAACUGCCACUAGACCUAUCGCCGGAAGCACUAGCCGAGGAGGAAGAGGGUGUAAGGAAAGUUACAGAACCACCGCGUGGUUUCAAGCAAAUUCUGCAAGAGCAGGGACCGGCAGGGUUCGCCAAGGCUGUCCGGGCGCAAAAAAAUUUGCUCCUCAUGGACACGACGUUCCGCGAUGCGCACCAAUCGCUGCUAGCUACCCGUGUGCGCACGCACGACCUGCUGAAGAUAUCACCGUUUGUGGCGCACAAGUUCAACAAUCUGUACUCGCUCGAAAACUGGGGUGGAGCUACCUUCGACGUGGCCCUGCGCUUCCUGCACGAGUGUCCUUGGGAGCGGUUGGAAGAAAUGCGCAAACAGAUUCCUAACAUCCCGUUCCAAAUGCUGCUGCGUGGUGCCAACGCCGUCGGUUACACCAACUACCCCGACAACGUGGUGUACAAGUUUUGUGAUCUGUCGGUACAAUGUGGUAUGGACAUUUUCCGAGUGUUUGAUUCCCUCAACUACCUACCAAACCUGAUUCUCGGCAUGGAAGCGGCUGGCAAUGCUGGCGGAGUGGUCGAAGCUGCUAUCUCCUACACCGGAGACGUCAGCGAUCCGAAGAGAACGAAGUACGAUCUAAAGUACUACACGAAUCUGGCGGAUGAGCUGGUCAAGGCGGGUACGCACGUGCUGUGCAUAAAGGAUAUGGCCGGACUGCUGAAACCGCAAGCGGCACGGCUCCUUAUAACGGCCAUUCGCGAGAAGCAUCCCGAUGUGCCGAUUCACAUCCACACGCACGACACGUCCGGUGCCGGUGUGGCUUCCAUGUUGGCGUGUGCCGAAGCCGGGGCAGACGUGGUGGAUGUGGCCGUGGAUUCCAUGUCUGGUAUGACAUCGCAGCCUAGCAUGGGAGCAGUGGUGGCGUCACUGCAGGGAACCGGUCUCGACACGGGACUGGCACUGCCCGACAUCAGCGAGUACUCUGCGUACUGGGAGCAAACCCGUACGCUGUAUGCACCGUUCGAGUGCACCACGACGAUGAAGUCCGGAAACGCCGAUGUGUACAUGAACGAGAUCCCUGGUGGACAGUACACCAACCUUCAGUUCCAGGCUUACUCGCUCGGCUUGGGUGACUUCUUCGAGGACGUGAAGAAGGCGUACCGCGAAGCAAACAUUCUGCUGGGCGACAUCAUCAAAGUGACGCCAUCGUCCAAGGUGGUCGGCGAUUUGGCCCAAUUUAUGGUGCAGAACCACCUGACGGCCGACCAGGUGCUGGAGCGUGCCGAGGAGCUGUCGUUCCCGAAGUCCGUCGUCGAGUUCCUGCAGGGUGCCAUCGGUACACCGCACGGUGGCUUCCCCGAGCCGCUUCGAUCGCGCGUUCUCAAGGACAUGCCACGCAUCGAGGGCAGACCCGGUGCACAAUUGGCACCGCUCGACUUGGGUGCACUUAAAAAAUCGCUCCUAGAAUCUCACCCAGAUGUGAAUGAUCGCGACGUCAUGUCGGCCGCGCUCUAUCCGCAGGUUACGAACGAUUUCCUGAACUUCCGCGACACCUAUGGACCCGUGGAUAAGUUGAAUACCCGCGUCUUUCUCACCGGUCCCAAAGUUGGGGAAGAAUUUGAAGUGACAAUCGAGAAGGGCAAAACACUCGGAUUCAAAACGCUCGCCAUGGCCGAAGAUCUUACCGCGAACGGUGAGCGAGAGGUUUUCUUUGAACUAAACGGACAGCUGCGAUCGGUGCUGAUCCGCGAUAAGGAGGCGGUCAAGGAGCUACACAUUCACCCGAAGGCCGCAAAGGGCAACAAAAACGAGGUCGGUGCACCGAUGCCCGGUUCUGUGAUUGAAAUUAAAGUCAAGGUUGGCGAUCAUGUCGAAAAAGGACAACCGCUGGUGGUGCUGUCGGCAAUGAAGAUGGAGAUGGUUGUCCAGUCGCCACGCGCCGGUGUUGUCAAAACGUUGGAUAUCAGCAACGGCAUGAAGCUGGAAGGAGAGGAUCUAUUGCUAACGCUGGAGUGAAACCCAUCCAUCGCACUCAUACCUUGCACAAGUGUUACUUACGUUUCCGGUCGCGUUCCAACCAAGGCAUCUUCUAGUGAAGUACAUCAGAGACAGGCAAGAUAACUAGUUACGUGCUCGACCCACAACCGGCAUGCGGUGUUCUACUUCUUCUUGCGGUCAGUGUGCGCUGGGCCAGUGGUUCCCCAAUCGACGCACGGUGCCCGCACGGUUUUCAAAUGCAUGAAUCACCAAAUUUGAAUCAUCCGAAUCACUGGCUCGCUGGCACUUACUUCUUAAUAGCUUUUACACGGAAACCGGAUAUACAACUACACUGUUAUUGUUUUAUUGCGCUU